Messenger RNA from Paramecium pentaurelia, 511 nucleotides. Lineage: Eukaryota; Ciliophora; Oligohymenophorea; Peniculida; Parameciidae. The record is from the annotation of a GenBank genome assembly.
AUGAAAUAACAGAAAAUAUAGCCAAGAGCAAAGAGUAUUCACAUAAAAGAAGCAUAGAGUUCAAGAUUGAAUAAUUUUAAAUCCUUACCAAAAUUAAUUGAAAAUAAUAAGACUUCAAGAUAUUCAGAACAUUUAUCACCUUCACCUAAACCUAAAUUUUAUAACCAUUGGUAUAUACCUUAUGAGAAACGAUUCAUGGAAUAAAAAGAAUUGAAAAACUUUCAUGAUGAAAUUAGAUCAAAUUAUGCUUAGAUGAAAGAAGAUCCUUUAUUUCUCUAUCAUAACUUAAAUCGACCUCUUUCAAUUCAUUAAGAUCCUUUCUCAAAACCUGAUAAAAACUAAAUCUAAAAAAUAAAAAAAUAUGAUAAAACAAAAAUAUUCUUAGAAAUGAAUAAAUCUAGUGGUGUUUUAAAAUUAUUUUUAGAGUAAAUGAUUCUAAUAAUUUAGAGAUCUAGUUUAAAAAAAAUAAAGAGUGCCAGCUUUUCUAAUGAACGAAUAGCUAAUCUUAUGA